AUGGAGCCUCGCCGGAAAAGCAUUUUCCUGGCUAGAGUUGCCGAGCAUCUUGACCGUUUCGACGACAUGGUUGAACACAUGACGGAUGCGGUGAAGGGUGGACCACAGCUGACACAAGAAGAGCGAAAUCUUCUUUCUGUUGCUUUCAAGAACGCUGUUAGUGCUCGACGGUGUGCUUUGGAGUUCGCACGCAGAGAUGAAGUGCGGGCGAAGUCAGAUCCGCCGGCCGGCGUUUACGUGCGAGAGUACAUGGACCAGGUGAGGGAUGAACUGGAGCAUCUUUGCCUCGCUGUGCUCCACCUGUUGGAUGGUUCGCUGAUCCCCGCUGCACCGGACUCGGAAUCGCUAGUCUUUUACAUUAAGAUGAAGGCCGACUACCACCGUCACAUGGCAACGUUCGGGCAAAGGGCAGCCUACGCACGUGAGAAAGCUCGACAAAGCUACCGCGAAGCAGAAUUGCUGGCAGUGAGGUUGUCCGUGAUUCAUCCCGUUCGGCUCGCCCUGGCACUGAACUACUCCAUUUUCUUGCGGGAGCUAAUGAAUGACGCGACAGCGGCGCGGUCAAAAGCGCGCAGCGCCUUCGACGGUGCCCUCACCGAGCUCGAAAGCCUGGAUUCGGAGGAGGACCACUACAAAGAUUCGACGCUGAUCUUGCAAUUGCUGCGAAUAGACCAGAUCUGCAGCAACGAGUGGUCGGCCUCUGCAUCGCGGACCAUCGAUGGAGACAAUCUGCGAUUGGCUGGUGUCCCACCUAUCCUUACCAUCCUUCUGGUCAUUUUCCUCUCGGCCAGUGCUGUGUACCAUGGCUGGAUACACCCUAUUGGCUUCUGGGAGCACGGUUCGACAGAACUGGUGCUCUUCAGCACAGAAGUGGCCUGCUUGCUGAUCAGUUACCUUGCCGCGGUGCUGCGCGGCCCAGGCUUCGUGCCGUUCGGGUGGUGCCCAACCGAGGAGGACAUCGGAUUUCGCUUCAAAUUCUAUGAAGGAGCCCAAGGUUCUGGCCUGUUCAGACUCCUCUGCGCGGCGAGCGCUCUGAGUCUUGCACUGCCUCCCCAGACCUUACUUUGCAAGUUCUUCGCACACGGCGCCGGAAACGGGUGUGUGAGGCAUGCCGGGGUGAUCCGGCACUGCAUCGACCGAGCGACCUUUAACAGAAUCGAGCAUGUCUGGGCUGUGAAAGCGCCCGGCGACGGUGCGUAUCGGCUGAGGCAGCUGCCCGAAGUACUCCCACUCUGCUAUGGAGCUGGUAGGAAAAGCAAACUCCAGAACUUCCAAAACGUCAUGACGGAAAGGAAUGGGGCCUGUGAGCCUGGUUUUAGCUUGCUGCUACUGGCGCCGAAUGUGACUUCCUCGAAUGUGCCACAAGACGUCCACGAUGCAGUCCAAGGCUUCGAGGGGUCCUUCACAGAGUAUGAGCUAGAGCUCGGCUACGAGAAUUUCGAUUACAAGGAAGUCUUGACGCAGUUGCUUCCAUCGAAUGUGGCCGUGCCCAUGGGUUACGAAGUGGUUGGACACAUUGCUCACUUCAACUUGCUCCCAGAGCAUUGGCCACAUCGCCAUGUCAUCGGCCAGGUUUUGUUGGACAAGGCCAGGAACGUGCGGACCGCCGUUGCAAAGCGGAGUGCGGUCACAGACGAAUUUCGCACGUUCGACAUGGAGGUAAUUGCUGGUGAAGCAGACACCGUCGUCGAAGUGACUGAGUUCGGACUCAAGCUCCAGUUCGACUUUCGGAAGGUCUACUGGAACUCCCGUCUGGCCAGCGAGCGCGGGCGCAUUCUCAAGGAGUGCCGGCAGGGUGAGGCUUUCAUCGACUUGGCCGGCGGCGUUGGGGCUUUGGCACUGCUUUGUGCAAGGAAGGGAUGCCACGUCGUGGUGAACGAUCUCAAUCCGGAAGCCGCCGCCGCUGCGAAACAGAAUGCUCAGAGGAAUCGAUUGAGCGUGGAUGUUCUUCAAAUGGAUGCCAGCCUUUUGCUCCGGAGCCUCCUCCGCGGAAACUGCGACCCGGGCCUUCCGGGCCUCAGCCCAGCUCUGCUCCAGGUCAACACCACUCGCCUCUGCUUCAAUCUGCCAGAACUUGCGUUGGAGCUGUUUUCAAGCGAGCUGCGGCCUCUCCUUUCAGACACUGGAGUCGAAGGCCUCUCAACGGCAGAGGAGGGCUUGCGCAGAUUCUGCGCGUACUGCUACACCUUCGACUACUCGGAGGAACAGGUUCUCAAGCGCUUAGAACACCUGCUCAACUACCUUCCACAAGCGACAAAGGUUCGCAAGGUGCGGCUUGUAGCCCCAAGGAAGAUUAUGUAUUGUGUCAAGCUCGAUUUUUAUCUGCGAGCAACCAACAGUGAGCUUUCGACAUUGCGGUCCUCCAUUGACCCGGCCGGGCUCCCCGUGGCCGUGGAGGCACCACCCGUCUCGGAUUUGCUCCAGUGGUGUGCCAGCUGCAAAGGCUACAAACCGCCCCGGGCACAUCACUGCUCUACCUGCGGUCGAUGUGUUCUUAGUAUGGAUCACCACUGCCCGUGGACCAACACAUGCGUGGGUCAAAUCAACAUGAAGCCUUUCGUCCAAUUCGUGCACUUCGUGCCUAUCGCGACCUUGCAUGCGUUGGGCGUGCACUCCGAACUGUUCAUUCUCCUGCUUUAUGGAUGGAAAAACUCACGCAAGUCCAUGGACUUCGUGAGGAUUGUCGUCCGACUUCGGAUUCUGCUGGGUCUGAUCGCCUGGUUCUGCUGUUUGGUGGUCAUGUUGUUGGUAGGCACACUUGCCUGGGAGAUGGAGCACACGGUGGUGGGCAACAUAAGCAUGAUCGAGGAGUAUGUCCUCGAGAAGGCAGAGAUGCGGCGGCGGAGAACUGGGGAGCGAAAAUUUGUGUACCCCUACGAUCUUGGCCGCAAGGAAAACUUUGCCGCCGUACUGGGUUCCAGCUUCUCUUGGCUUGUCCCCGGCCUGGCGACGCCAGGAGAGCCUGUUUGGCCACCGGUGCGGGCAGGUUGCACACAUUUCGACAUUAGCACAGAGCAGAUCGCCCAAAAGAUGGAAAAGCUCCAAAGGAGCAUGGUCAUGCCUGUGCGGGAGCACUUCACGGGAGAAGGACGGUGUUGCCUCAGCUACUGGUGCUGGAUUUGCUAUCGGUUUGGCUGCUGCGCGGUCUGCGAUUGCGAGGCCUGCGGUGAAGAGCGGCUCAGCGUGGAGCCGGGACAGGCCGUGCUAGUUUCCAAGUCUGAGGGCAGCUGGGCGCAUGGUCGUAAGAUGCCCGACGGAGGGCUGAAUGGCGCUGGCAUCACUGAUACUUCAGAUGUGCCGUUUGGCUGGCUACCUCGGAGGGUACUCGCAUCCUCGGAAGCGGUUCCCUACGAGAUCCCCUUCCAGAAAGAGCUUCAGGGCCACUGGGAGGCUGCGGAUGGCCGUGUGAUCGCCUUGCACAGGCACAGAGUGGAUGGAGCUGAGGCUGUCAAGAGCAUGGUCUCGUCAUGCUUCUGCUUUGAGGCAGACGAUGUGUCCAGCUGCCGAAGCUGGGAUCGCACGAGAACGCCGGACGCCUCGCCGCAAGAGAUCGUUGCAGGCGAGUACGAGCCUCCUGGCUUCACUGGCGUGGGAGGCUCUGCCACGAUGCACUUAGGCCAGAGCUUGAGGACCGGCAGAUCAGUUGCCGUCAAGACUAUCGCGAAGGAGACGAAAGCAGAGAGGGCAGCCGCCUUCGACGAGGCGGAGAUACUGCAAACGUUGGACCAUGAGAAGGUGAACAGACUGAUUCACGUCGACGAGGAUCAGUUCAACGUCUACCUCAUCCUCGAGUAUGCCGAAGGCGUUGACUUGAUGGAGAACCUUCUCGAACAUGGCCCGUUUGACGAGCAGCAGGCAGCCAACAUUAUGAGGCAAGUCUUGGAUGCCAUUUGCCACUGCCACACUCGUGGCAUCGUUCAUAGAGACCUGAAGCCGGAGAACAUCAUGGUCGCUAUGGCAGAUGGAGAAGCGAAGGUGACCGUGGUGGAUUUUGGAUUGGCGACCGCUGAGGGCACCUUGCUAGACGGAGGUGAACUUGAAGGCACUGGGCCUUACUUGGCUCCGGAAGCCAGACGUGAAGCGUUUGCCUGCAGUAGAGCGCUGGAUUCCUUUAGCCUGGGUGUCGUGCUUUUCGCGAUGCUUUCAGGUCGGUUGCCCAGCGCCGCCAGCCCCAGGCUGGCCAGCGCAGACUUUCUUCCGAACCUCACGUCAGGUGCCCGUGAUUUCCUAGCCCGGCUCUUGUACUCCGACCCGGCAGAGCGCUUGGGCGCUGCAGAGGCACUGAGCCACCCAUGGCUGGUGGCCUGGCGACAACCACUCCAGCGAGUGCGCACGCUUUUUUCUCGCUGGUGCCCGGUCUGUGUGCCCCUCUAUGCCCCUGUGCCCGAGGCUUGA
Messenger RNA from Symbiodinium necroappetens, 4395 nucleotides. The record is from the annotation of a GenBank genome assembly. NCBI's taxonomy places the organism in Eukaryota, Dinophyceae, Suessiales, Symbiodiniaceae.